Dromiciops gliroides (monito del monte) is the source of this 2369-nucleotide messenger RNA. It is a transcript of the gene THNSL2, whose product is annotated as threonine synthase like 2. Gene Ontology annotation, molecular function: pyridoxal phosphate binding. Gene Ontology annotation, biological process: dephosphorylation; 2-oxobutyrate biosynthetic process. Lineage: Eukaryota; Metazoa; Chordata; Mammalia; Microbiotheria; Microbiotheriidae. The transcript has 8 exons. The record is from RefSeq and is a predicted model, not a curated record. The coding region runs from base 117 to 1439 and encodes 440 amino acids.
CCCAAUACAAUACAAUCUCUGUGUUUCCUCACCCAAAUUGUUUCCAGUAAGCUGAAUUUUUGCCUGGACCACAAAGAGGCCAGGGGUUAGCCAGAGAAAGAUGUAAAUGUAAAGUGAUGCAAUGGGGCACCCUCUCCUACCCUGCCCUGGUGACCGAGCUGUGCUCUCUCUACAUUGACCCAGAGCUCAUUCCAAAGAAAGACUUGAAGGGCCUGAUUGACCGAGCCUUGAGCAGGUUCCGACACAGAGAUGUCAUUCACCUGUCCAGAAUGAAGCAUGGGCUAAAUGUGCUGGAGCUGUGGCAUGGUGUCACCUACGCCUUCAAGGACCUGUCGAUGUCUUGUACAGGACAGUUCUUACAGUACUUUCUGGAGAAAAGGCAGAAACGUGUCACCAUUGUUGUAGGAACUUCUGGAGACACAGGGAGCUCAGCCAUCGAGAGCGUCCGUGGAGCCAAAAACAUAGACAUCAUCGUUUUGUUGCCCCUGGGACACUGCUCCAAGAUCCAGGAGCUUCAGAUGACAACAGUGAUUGAGGAGAAUGUGCAUGUGUUUGGGGUGGAGGGUAACAGUGAUGAGCUGGACGAGCCCAUCAAAGAUGUGUUUGCUGAUGUGGCUUUUGCCCAGAAGCAUAACCUGAUGAGUCUGAAUUCUAUCAACUGGUCCCGGGUCCUUGUGCAGAUGGCUCACCACUUCUUUGCCUACUUCCAGUGUGCACCAUCCAUGGACGUCUACCCACUGCCCCCCGUGGAGGUGGUCGUGCCAACGGGGGCUGCAGGCAAUCUGGCUGCUGGAUGCAUUGCUCAGAAGAUGGGCCUGCCUAUCCGUCUGGUCACAGUGGUGAACCGUAAUGAUAUUAUUCACAGGACUGUCCAGCAGGGAGACUUUUCGCUCUCAGAGAACACCAGAUCAACCUUGGCAUCAGCCAUGGACAUUCAGGUGCCCUAUAACAUGGAGAGGAUUUUCUGGCUUCUCUCGGGCUCAGACUGCCGGCUGGUCAGGGCCCUGAUGGAGCAAUUCGACAGGACCAAGGAGCUGCGUGUGCCAAGAGAACUACAUGCCAAGAUUUCAGAGACAAUAAGCUCACAGUCAGCUUCUGAUGAGGACAUCGUUCAAGUGAUGCAGCGCUGCUGGGAGGAGAACCACUACCUGCUGUGUCCGCAUUCGGCAGUAGCAGUCUCCUACCACUACAAGCAGUCGACCCACGAAGAGCCCAGCUUGCCCAGGUGCUGCCUGGCCCCAGCUUCGGCGGCCAAGUUCCAAGAUGCUGUUCUCCAAGCCCAGCUGGUCCCUGAGAUUCCCAAAGACAUAAGAGCCUUGGAGCACAUGAAGACUCGAUGCACUACUCUUCGAAGAGGAGACGACUGGACCCAAGUGCUACGAAGCAAAAUAGAGGACGUGUUCCGGCAGAGGAAGGCUGGUGUGAACUCUCAGCAGUGACCAAGCCUUGGUGUCAUUUGUCCUUUUUGUUCACAAACCACGAGAUGCUUCCUAUGAGAGAAGUGAUUGUUUUUCUACUAUAUUAGCAAUCAAUUAUUAAAUUAGGAUUGAGGUUUAAAGUUUCUUUUUCCUCAUUCAGGGACCAGUCCCUGUAGGUCAUUGAGCCAGUAUCUGAAGGACAAGGCUGAUAGAUAACAUUGGCCAAAUCCUCUAGGUACAUGCCCUGAGACCUUGCGUGGGAUCCCACCCAACUAGACCUUACGUCUAUUUAGAGUGAGUUACAGAAUCGAAUCUAGGUGUAUUCCAGUCCUAAUGCACUGAGCCUGUGCCCUUGUACUCCUCCCUUGCUAUCUAAGGGAACUCAGCUCAUGAAGGAGAAAGCCAACCAGAGUGGCCUGGGAAGACAUGGAUUCCUUUGGCCAGAUUGCCAAAGUCACGUUGUCAGCAGGAGGAGCUGAAGACUUUUAACCCACCUCCUCACUAAUAUGUCCCCACCCUCCUCUCAGUCAGGGUGCACCGCCUUUUCCAAAAGUAUUUAAGCCUUCACUUAUCUCCAUAGUUUGCUCUUUGGUUACUGGGAGGAACUACUGACCGUCCACUUAUUGAUCAUCAGUUAGCCUAAUUAAUAGACUGAUUAUUAAUUACCCAGAGACUCUGUCUCUUCGGCUCUUCAUUUAUCUCACUUUGGCGGACAGGGAAGGGACCAGAGCUCCGCACCCCAGAUUCUUAUCAGAAAACUCCCCUAUAUCCUUUUUGAGCCCAGGUGGAAAAUUUGUCCACAAGGGGGAACUUUCUGGUAGGACCCUCUUCUCCCUAUUCUUUUCAUUCAUCUCACCUAUUUGAACCUGCCUUUUCAACUGUGAGAUGAGCACAGGUGUUACUAUGAGCCCGGGUGCUCGUUUCAAUAAAAAUCCAAUCCCAUUUAACUCA